Aspergillus thermomutatus is the source of this 1341-nucleotide messenger RNA. RefSeq lists its product as uncharacterized. The transcript has 2 exons. The record is from RefSeq and is a predicted model, not a curated record. Lineage: Eukaryota; Fungi; Ascomycota; Eurotiomycetes; Eurotiales; Aspergillaceae. Bases 1 to 1341 code for a protein of 446 amino acids.
AUGAAGUCGAAGGGCGUCGAACGAGAGAUGAGGAUAUGUCAUACUCAACCUCAUCUCGUGCCUCCCAUGAAGCUAGUGGUCUAUGAUGAUCUUCCGAGCCCAGGUCCUCCUCCUCGGACCUCGUCCUUUCCAUCAUGGAUAAUGGAAGGCAGAAGCAUCGCCUCCCGAGCAUCCAACCGGGCCAGCAUGUCGUUGAAGCGGCAGUCAACCACGCCAUUAAGGAUCAGUGCACCAACAGACUUCAGAAGAGUCGAGACUUUCCAGUCCUUCGCCUCCAGUCCAGCGGAGUUCCAACCUCUCGUGUUGAAGAUCCACACACCCGGCAACCGCUUAUCAGAUCUGCCAACCUUUAACGACUUUCUCUCACAGGAGGACCAACGACGAUCUCUUGCCUGGCCUGCAAAAGCCCUGGUCUCUCCCACUGACCCUUCACGCACAUCCCGCGGUCGAUCUCAUCAUCAUCACUCUUCAUCAUCCUUCCAAUUACCCCGCAAACCGGUAGGAUCAGGGUCCCGUCGAUCUUCCGUUGCCACGUUGGAGCAGCUUCUGGACAAGCAGACUCCAAUCACGAGCCCUGUGAUACCUCAUUUCUCAGCCCGUACCUCGACCGCCACCGGCAUCAGCGAGGCCUUGUUCUCGCCCACACAUACCAGGCUGGAGUCUUCGGCUGGCUACGGUUCAAUGCCACAACGCCAACGCAGCGAUAUCAACCCCAUCGCGGUGGCCCCCAAGACACCCCCCAAAACCCCCCUGCAGGACAGGCCGCUACCAGCUCUUCCUACCGACAACACCCCCUCCUCAACAGGAACAUCCAACCCCUCGCCCUCCACCCUCUUCGAGAACGACAUCCCAUCUCCAACUCCAAACCCAAACACCACCCCAUCCCGCACUGGCCGCGUCACCCAAUGGCUCCUCCAAACAGGCAACAAAGCCUUCAUCCCAAUCUCUCCCCCUCCCCCUGGGAAACCCUGGACCGAAAAGAGCGCGAGCGCCUUUCGCAUCCGCUCACGCACGCUCAGCGGCUCAACGGCCGUCUCUUCCGCCCCAAGCACGACAACCACAACGGGCCUAUGUCCAACGACACCCUCAUCACGGGGCACCCAAGAACUCAAUCUCAACCUACCGUCCGAAAAGGACCUCGACACCUUCCCGUCCCGGACCCUCUUCUCCAGCCCCACACCUGCCAUCUCAUCCACGUCCAUAUCCAUAUCCACGCCCACCCCCGACGACAGACCGUACCCCACCAUCUACGAAGGCCAGCAACAACACUUCGCAUACAGCGAGCUGGAUUACUACACGAGUACCAAUCACCGCCAAUCAACCAUCGGUCUGGCCUUUUGA